AUGGCUGAAGACGCACACCCGACUUAUCUCUCACCUAGUGAGCUAGGCUCAAAGGACUACUGGGAAACCUACUACGCCCGCACCCUAGCCCACAUCUCCAACGCAAACCCCGAAGAAAAAGAAGGUGCCGAUGCAGACGAAGCAAACGACUCCGACGCAGACUCAGACGUCAAUGAUGAAGAUGACCCCGGCACAUCCUGGUUCUCAGAGCAUAAUGCCCCCGAAAAAGUCCUCCGCUUCCUAACCCGCCGCUCCUUCCCGCUCGCCCCGAAGAAUACAUUGCGUCGCGCUGCCAACUCACCGCAGCCUAGUAUCCUCGACCUGGGUACCGGAAACGGGAGCAUGCUCGCGCUGCUACGGAAACGUGGCGGUUUCGCUGGUAAGAUGGUUGGCGUGGAUUAUUCGCCGUUGAGCGUCGAGUUGGCUAGGGAGUUGCAGAAGUCCAGGGGACAUUCUGCUUAUCGGACAGAUUCCGAGGAGGAGAGCGAGGAUGAGGAUGAGGAGGAGGGUGUCGAAGGAGGCGAGGAACAAGCAGAGCCAGUACAGCCUCCCACUUCUUCUCCCAUCCAAUUCGAGGAAUGGGACGUCCUGGGCUCGAACGCCGUGCUUUCGCCCGAAGGACUCGCUCUCCAGCCCGCUUCUCCGGAGAUUCAGGCAGAGGGCAAGGAGGUGCUAUCCUGGUUCCCGUAUGCGUCGGGCGGCUUUGAUAUCGUUCUUGACAAGGGCACUUUCGAUGCGAUCUCGUUGGCGGACGACGCGAAGGAGACGAAGGUUUGCGAACGGUACCCCGAUAUUGCGAGGCGGUUGUUGAGGCGCGGUGGGUUCUUGGUCGUGACUAGUUGUAAUUGGACGGAGGAUGAGCUGGUUAGCUGGUUUACGGCCGGUGCUGGUGCGGAUCGGUUGGUUGUUUGGGGGCGUGUGGAAUAUCCGCGGUUUAGGUUUGGGGGGCAGGAGGGCCAGGGUGUUUGUACGGUGUGUUUCCAGAGGGUUGGAGAGAGUGCUUGA
This is a messenger RNA of Penicillium verhagenii, 1005 nucleotides long. Its product is annotated as putative S-adenosylmethionine-dependent methyltransferase. The record is from RefSeq and is a predicted model, not a curated record. The transcript has 2 exons. Lineage: Eukaryota; Fungi; Ascomycota; Eurotiomycetes; Eurotiales; Aspergillaceae. Bases 1 to 1005 code for a protein of 334 amino acids. Gene Ontology annotation, biological process: peptidyl-lysine monomethylation; peptidyl-lysine dimethylation. Gene Ontology annotation, cellular component: cytoplasm. Gene Ontology annotation, molecular function: protein-lysine N-methyltransferase activity.